AUGGCAUUCCGUCUCGGAGAGCUGACCCCGGUCAUCAUCCGGCAUCUGGCACGUGUCUGUGAUGGCAAGACACUCCAGGCACUGGCAGCUCUGAACAAGACGUUCAGACAUGCCUGUGAGCCUACACUCUUCCACGACCUUGUGGUCCGUGAGACAACCCGAACCGGCUCAAUCAACUUGCGGUAUAUCACCGACAUGUAUGGCAAUCCCAAGGACUUCUGCAAAUACGUCAGAUAUCUCCAUCUCUUCCUUGAUCGUCUUGUCCCUGACCGAAUUGUUACUUAUCUCGAUUGGGUUUUCCGUGCACUGAGAUCUAUUGAGGACCUUGUAGUGCUCAACCUUAGAAUCAACUACUCCAGAGACGAUCAGACUGGCAACCAUAUGGCUAGGGGCUGGAACACAAGCAUUCACAUGCCUUCACUGCCAAACUUGAAAGUCCUCGGAAUCUACUCAGCAGCUGACGUUCGUUUCAGCGUCGCCUUCCCAAGAAUCAACGUUCUUCUCGACCAUUGCCCGAACAUUGAAAUGCUCAAGCUUGAUAUUACAUGUGACCGAUUUUAUGUCUCCCUCACCAACAGUGCGAUCUUGACCCAGGCAAUGACAUACAACAUCAAAUGCCUUCACUUGACACACAGAGGAACCACUGGACUUAAACAGUGGGACAAGGACCAGAUCUAUGAGCUGUUCACUAUGUUCCCUAAUGUUGUGGCACUUGGUCUUGGAGGCGGUAUCAAGUUCUAUAGAGUCGAGGACCUUGUGAACAUGUUGAGACCCUUCGAAAAUCUCGAGGACUUGGUGCUCUGCGACACCCCCUGGGCAUGUGAGAGAAGAGGCCCAAUCUAUGACAGAGCUCAUAUCGCCACAGCCAUCUUCGAAAACCUUCCUCAGAUCGAGAGACUGUCCCUGCACUGUGACAGACUGAAGUCUGCUUUGUGUUUUGAGCGAGUUGGCCACCAAAUCUUGAUUGCCAACACAUACCACGGCACGACUUACCAGGGCCACACCCACACGGGAGCGACACUGGCCACGAAGCCGCUAAUUCGCACCUUUGCUGAGGAAGAGUGGAUGCGAGUUGUCGUAAAGUACCUGUGA
Molecule: messenger RNA, 1092 nt
Organism: Phaeoacremonium minimum UCRPA7
Lineage: Eukaryota; Fungi; Ascomycota; Sordariomycetes; Togniniales; Togniniaceae
Exons: 4
Coding region: 1-1092 (363 amino acids)
Source: RefSeq, a predicted model, not a curated record